AUGUUCCACCAUGGCUUGGGGCUGAACCUGACCAGCGCGCAGUACACGGCCCCCAUCACAGGGUACUACACCUUCACCGCCGCACUGCACAUCAACCGUGUCUCGGCUGGAGAGUGGCAGGACCUUUUCACCGUCUCCAUCACUGCAAUCCUUUACCUGCAGGCUGGUCAGUACGCCUCUGGUUUUGUGGACAACACUGCAGGCUCCCCCCUCACUGUUCAAAGCAGCUCUGGUUUCAGCGCCAUUCUGCUGGGGGCGUGA
This is a messenger RNA of Leptosomus discolor (cuckoo roller), 261 nucleotides long. The record is from RefSeq and is a predicted model, not a curated record. NCBI's taxonomy places the organism in Eukaryota, Metazoa, Chordata, Aves, Leptosomiformes, Leptosomidae.